Molecule: messenger RNA, 633 nt
Organism: Notodromas monacha
Lineage: Eukaryota; Metazoa; Arthropoda; Ostracoda; Podocopida; Cyprididae
Source: the annotation of a GenBank genome assembly
AUGCGAUGGCGUGUGAAGCUGCGGCGGAGGCUUCUGGGAGGCAUUGGCGGGUCAGGCUCGUCGUCGCAGUCCUGCAUCGAUGAGUUCUCGUUCGAGAGCUUCUCUCCCGCGUCAGUAGCUGCCGCGAACAAUGGACGACCGCCGCCGGUCGGCGUUCGCAAGCGAACCGGCUUCAUGAGCGUGCUGGAUCUGAGCCAAGCUGGGCUAGACUCAGUGGGUAAAAAGCCUGCUGCGCAGCCACAGAAGCGCGUUUCUGCGCCCGGAGAGUUCAAGCCGCCUAUUCCGAAGCCGGCGCCGAAACUACCUCCGCCGAAGCUUCCACCGCCAUUGUCUGAAGCUGGCGUAAGAAACGGCGCGAAGCCGAAAAAUCCUGCUCCGUUGCCCGCACGCAAGAAAGCGGUUGUACCUCCAUUUUCAGUGCAUUUUUCACGCCGUUAUCCCGGUGCGGCAGCUGAAGCACCUGCUCAGAAGCAAUACGUGCGCAAGCCAAGUGAUAAACCGGGCCCCUCUGGAGCAUUCGGCAGCCGAAAAUCAGAACCUCCAGGAAAUCAGGCAGCCGACGACGCUCACAAAGACACGCCGGAUGCCCACCCAGCUCAUUCCAAACCGCAUUUGGAUUUCUCGGAAACGUGA